AUGGAUUCAUCUUUCUUUCUCAAUCUCAUUCUUUCUUUCUUUCUUUCUUACUUUUUUCUUUCUUUCUUUCUUUCUUUCUUUGUUUCUUUCUUACUUUUUUCUUUCUUUCUUUCUUUCUUUCUUUCUUUUUUUUUUUCUUUCUUUCUUUCUUUGUUUCUUUCUUACUUUUUUCUUUCUUUCUUUCUUUCUUUCUUUCUUUCUUUCUUUUUUUUUUUUCUUUCUUUGUUUCUUUUUUUUUUUUCUUUCUUACUUUUUUUUUCUUUCUUUUUUUUUUUUUCUUUUCUUUCUUUCUUUCUUUUUCUUUUUUUCUUUUCUUUCUUUCUUUUGUUUUUUCUUUUUUUUUCUUUCUUUUCUUUCUUUACUUUUUUCUUUUCUUUCUUUCUUUGUUUCUUUCUUUACUUUUUUUUUUUUCUUUCUUUCUUUGUUUCUUUCUUUUUUUUUUCUUUUCUUUCUUUCUUUCUUUCUUUCUUUGUUUCUUUCUUCUUUUUUCUUUCUUUUCUUUCUUUCUUUCUUUCUUUGUUUCUUUCUUUUUCUCUUCCUAUUUUCUUUUUUACUUUCUUACAUAGCUUGUUAAUUUCUUUCUUUCUUUAUUAUUUCUUUCUUUUUUGCACGCAAGAUUUUCCAUCUCGUUUCUCUCUUCUCUCUCUCUCUCUCUCUCUCACUUUUCUAUAUUUUCUUUGUUUCUCGCCAUUUUUUAUCAUCGCUUUCCCCCCCUCACUCAUCGUGGUUUUACUUCGUUUUCCUUAUGAGCUGCGGUUAAUUUCUUUUUCAUUUCCUUUUACUCAUUCUUUUUUCUUCGUUCAUUAUUCAUUUUCAUUAACGACCAUUUUUUCUCCAUUUUUCUUUCCUCUCUCUUCUCUUCAAUUAGUGUCUUUUAUUCCUCUUUUUCUUCUUACCUUUCUCCCCCUUUCUUUCCUGCGAUCAUUUUUACCUCUUGCUUUUGUUUUCCUCACCUCUUUCCUUCCUUACAUGCUUCAUUCCUUUAAUCAAAUAUUUCGUGACACUCAAUUCAAAAAAGAAUUUAAUUCUGGAACCAAAGGAAGCGAUGGGUAA
Acanthosepion pharaonis is the source of this 1053-nucleotide messenger RNA. The record is from the annotation of a GenBank genome assembly. NCBI's taxonomy places the organism in Eukaryota, Metazoa, Mollusca, Cephalopoda, Sepiida, Sepiidae.